This is a messenger RNA of Quercus robur (English oak), 1161 nucleotides long. RefSeq names its product probable leucine-rich repeat receptor-like protein kinase At1g35710. The record is from RefSeq and is a predicted model, not a curated record. NCBI's taxonomy places the organism in Eukaryota, Viridiplantae, Streptophyta, Magnoliopsida, Fagales, Fagaceae. Gene Ontology annotation, molecular function: protein binding. The transcript is spliced from 2 exons. The coding region runs from base 1 to 1161 and encodes 386 amino acids.
AUGAUAUCCAUUGCAGUGACACCGCUUUCCUAUUGUAUUUGUCUAAGUCGAGUCUUGUUGAUCACCACUGUCUUUAUCAUCAUUGCCUUCACUUCUUCUUUUGCAACUUCACCUUCCAAUAUAGGUAAAGAAGCAGAGGCUCUUUUGGAAUGGAAAGCAAGCCUUGACAACCAAAGGCAGUUUCAGUUGUCUUCAUGGGUUGGAAACAUCACUUGCCAGUGGGUUGGAAUUUCUUGCAACAACUUUAGCAGCAUCUCUCAUGUCAACCUCACAGGUGUUGGUUUAAAAGGUACACUCUACUCUUUCAGCUUCUCAACCUUACACAGCCUUAUAAGUCUUAAUCUCAGCUACAACUUACUCUACGGUACCAUUCCUUCCCAUUUGGGCAACAUUUCUGAGCUAAUCUACCUUGAUUUAUCUGCCAAUCAACUCUCUGGAAUAAUUCCACCUGAAUUAUGCCAACUAACAAGCCUUGUAAUACUAAAUCUCAAUGAAAAUGACAUCACUGGAUCCAUUCCUCAUCAAAUUGGAAAGCUACACUUGCUCAAUGAGCUAAAUUUGUUUAGUAACAGUCUCAUAGGUUCAAUCCUCCUUUCCGGUUCCAUUCCUCAUGAACUUGGAAAUCUAACAUCACUUAGGACACUCUCUUUGCACCGCAACAUCCUCACGGGCUCAAUACCCGUGUCAAUUGGAAGCUUGGGCAACUUAACCAUUUUAGCUCUUAGUGAAAACAAACUUUCUGGAUCUAUUUGUCAUGAAAUUGGGAUGCUUGCAUCUCUUACUUGGCUUAAUUUUUAUAACAACAAUCUCUCAGGUUCAAUUCCUACUUCGAUAGGAAAUUUAGGCAACUUGAAUGUUUUAUGCCUUGACAGUAACAAACUUUCUGGAUCCAUACCUCAAGAAAUUGGAAUGUUGGGAUCUCUUCUUGUAUUUUCCUUGACUGACAACAAUCUCUCUGGUCAAAUCCCUGCAUCUGUAGGAAACUUGACUAAGCUCACCAGAUUGAGGCUUCGCAUAAAUAAGUUAUAUGGCUAUAUCCCACAAGAAAUAGGAAAGCUCAAAUUUCUUACCAAUCUAUACCUGUCCAUGAAUGAUCUAAAUGGCUCAAUCCCUUAUGAAUUUAAUAAUCUUACAUAUCUCGAGCAUUUCGAACUGUCUUAA